Molecule: messenger RNA, 792 nt
Organism: Photinus pyralis (common eastern firefly)
Lineage: Eukaryota; Metazoa; Arthropoda; Insecta; Coleoptera; Lampyridae
Product: chymotrypsin-2-like
Exons: 3
Coding region: 26-778 (250 amino acids)
Biological process (GO): proteolysis
Molecular function (GO): serine-type endopeptidase activity
Source: RefSeq, a predicted model, not a curated record
CAGUCCAAUCUAUACGGAAGAAACAAUGAGAUCCUAUUUGCUUGGUGCCGUCGUUUUUGCUUUGAGUUUGGCGAACGUGGAGUCGAUCAUAGGAGGGACGAAUACCAAGAUCAGCAACUUUCCCUUUUACGCUUCAAUUCGCAUGUACCCCAACAAGUACAGUUGUGGUGCGUCGAUCAUUGGCAAACAGUGGGUGAUAACGGCGGCUCAGUGCGUCUAUGGCCUUGACCGCAGGAGUCUCUUUGUGGCAGUUGGAACCGAUUCCUUGAACCGAAUCGGCGCUAGUUACGCGGUCGACCGAAUUGACAUCCACCCCUACUUUAACCGCAUAACCAAGGCCAAUGAUACGGCCCUGGUCCGGCUAACCAGAAACAUCGUUUUCAACCAGAACGUUUCCUCGAUACUUCUGGCGUCGGACAUUAUCUCCACCGGAAAGACCCUGGUGCUGGUUGGUCACGGCGCAACAUCGUAUCCGUUCAAAAACCCGUCGAGCAAUCUCACUAUGAUUGUAACGAGGUCAAUUGACAUCGCCCAGUGCGGCACGAUUCUCCGUCAAAAACUCACCAAAUCCUAUCUGUGCACGUUAGCCAAGUCGUUUAGAGGUGCAUGCGUCGGUGACGUCGGCAGUCCACUGGUUAGCCGAGGUGGAAGUUUCGGGUCUAGGAAACUUUACGGUGUCUUAUCGUUGGAUCAGUCGUGCGCCCGCGGUGGCCAACCCGAUGUUUACUCGUCAAUUACUGACGCAAGGCCAUGGAUUCUUCGAAAUACUGGCUUGUGAGGUGCCCGAUAAAA